Molecule: messenger RNA, 1557 nt
Organism: Exophiala bonariae
Lineage: Eukaryota; Fungi; Ascomycota; Eurotiomycetes; Chaetothyriales; Herpotrichiellaceae
Exons: 4
Coding region: 1-1557 (518 amino acids)
Biological process (GO): carbohydrate transport; transmembrane transport
Cellular component (GO): membrane
Molecular function (GO): carbohydrate:proton symporter activity
Source: RefSeq, a predicted model, not a curated record
AUGGAGCAUUCCAAGUCCACUUUCCUCUUCACUGUCAGGCAUAACCCGCGCCUGGCCUUGACAUCGUUCUUCCUGGCUAUGGUCUUUUUCACCUUCGGCUAUGAUGGGGGCGUGAUCGCUGGCCUUCUGGCAAUGGGCCCGUUCAAUAUGCAGUUUGGUAGUGGCCAUGGACCACACGGUGCAACUAUGCUCACAUCAACUGAGAUAUCACUCAUCGUUGCACUUCCCAACUCAGGAUGUCUCCUGGGAUUGCCACUAUCAGCUUGGCUUGGAGAUCGUAUCGGACGCAAGAAGACCUUGCUUAUUGGCUGUGGCUUUAAUGCUGUGGGGGCCGCCAUUCAGACUGCAGCUCCAAACUUGGGUGCUAUGGUUGCGGGAAGAUGGCUGACCAAUGUCUCUAUCUUCAUGUUCAUCACCAUGGCAUCCAACCUGCUUGCUGAGGUUAGCCCAGCGGAAAUUCGUGGUAUCCUUACUGGCCUUUCCAUCGUUCUGAUCGAUGCAGCUGCAAUCCUCUCCCAGGGUCUGAACUACGCCUUUUCUACCGUCAUGGCGAAAUAUUCCUACCAGGUCCCAUUGGGUAUUCAAAUGUUCUUUGCAGCCUUUAUUUUCUUCGGAAUCUUGACGGUAGACGACUCGGCCACCUUCUACCUUACUAAGGGUCGCGAUGAAAGAGCUCUCCAGGCCCUACGCACUGUACGACAGGGAUAUGAAGAUGCUGAGAUUGCUGCUGAAUUUGCGUCCUUGAAAGCUCAGAAUAGCCUUCGACAAGAGGAAGAAUCUGUGUCUUGGAAGGACCUUUUUAUCGGUGUCAACAGGAGACGUUCGUUGAUUGCACUCUCAAUCGCCAACAUGCAACAACUGUCUGGCAUUGCUUUCGCAACCAAUUACAUUACCUUGUUUCUGAGCACCAUCAACUCCCAGGUGUCCGCAUUUACCUUAGCAAUGGCUGCGGCUGUUCUAGCGUUCGGUGGCGCGAUUGCUGGUCUCUUCGUUGUCGACCUCGUCGGAAGACGAGUGCUUGCUUUGACAUCCUUUACCGCACUCGCAAUCAUUAAUUUGGUGGUUGGUGUGAUGGGAUUCCUACCAUUGACAAACCCUGCAGUACCUAAGACUAUCGCAGCCUUUUGCUGCAUGUUCGCUUUUUUCUUCGCCGCAGGCUUCGGCCCAUUGACCUACAUUAUCGCCUCCGAGAUUCCCACAGCACGACUACGAAACAAAUCCAACUCGCUAACUUUCUUCCUGGUGGCAGUCUUCGCGACUGUGGUUACCUACGUGCUCCCCUAUAUUUCCAAUGCCGACGCCGGCAAUCUUGGUCCCAAAACAUACUUGAUAUUCUUCGGUUGGAUGGUUGGCUGCAUCAUUAUUACCUACUUCUGCCUACCUGAGACCAAAGGUCGCACUCCAGCAGAACUGGACGAGAUGUUCGAGGCCAAGCUCCCAGCUCGCAAGUUCAAGGGUUAUGUCUCAGCCCUCGCGGUGGAGAACUUUAACGUCGAGAUCAAAUCGGGUACGCUUACUGUUGAAAAUAUUGAGGAAGUGGAAGCAAAGUCUGCAUGA